This is a messenger RNA of Aspergillus luchuensis, 414 nucleotides long. It is a transcript of the gene dph3, whose product is annotated as CSL family zinc fnger-containing protein. The transcript has a single exon. The coding region runs from base 1 to 414 and encodes 137 amino acids. The record is from RefSeq and is a predicted model, not a curated record. Lineage: Eukaryota; Fungi; Ascomycota; Eurotiomycetes; Eurotiales; Aspergillaceae. Gene Ontology annotation, molecular function: metal ion binding. Gene Ontology annotation, biological process: protein histidyl modification to diphthamide.
AUGGCCGACGACUCCAUCUCCAUCUACGACGAGAUCGAAAUCGAAGACAUGGCCUUCGACCCGGUUCUCCAGAUCUACCACUACCCGUGUCCCUGUGGCGACCGCUUCGAAAUCGCCAUCGAUGAUCUCCGUGACGGCGAGGAUAUCGGUGUUUGUCCCAGCUGUAGUUUGAUGAUCAGAGUGAUUUUUGAUGCGGUAAUUUUCCCCUCCUUCUUUCUUUCUUUCCCCUUUCCGUCUUGUUUCUUGAGAAUUCGCUAUUGUAUAAUUGGGAACUGUGAUGCUGAUGAUGCGGGGUUUGCGUCUAGGCCGAUCUUCCCAAGGACGGUGAUGAUAAGAACGGGUCGGCGGCUGUUGCUGUUCAGGCUUAAAUGUUGGGAGUUAUCGCUUAGGGUUAAGCCGAUUCAGUUGAUUUGA